Molecule: messenger RNA, 3992 nt
Organism: Callithrix jacchus (white-tufted-ear marmoset)
Lineage: Eukaryota; Metazoa; Chordata; Mammalia; Primates; Cebidae
Source: RefSeq, a predicted model, not a curated record
CGCCGGGCCGGGCUUCCGAGGGGAGAGGACGGGCUGGCGGGGCUGGGGACCCGCGUCUCGGCCCCCGGAGCGGGGAGGAGACUACGGAGACCGACCCCGGCCCGGCGACUGAGCCUGGCCCGUGAGCCACUCGGCCUCAGAUUGGCUCCCAAGUACCUGAGUGGCGUCUCUUCAUUAAGAAAGUCCCACAGCUCUGGAGGGCUCUGUAAAUCCCGCUGUCAGCUUGCUGAGAAGACAGCAUGGCUAUUACCCUACAGCCUAGUGACCUGAUCUUUGAGUUUGCAAGCAACGGGAUGGACGAUGAUAUCCACCAGCUGGAAGACCCCUCUGUGUUCCCAGCUGUGAUUGUGGAGCAGGUACCAUACCCCGAUUUACUGCAUCUGUACUCGGGACUGGAGCUGGACGACGUUCACAAUGGCAUCAUAACAGACGGGACCUUGUGCGUGGCACAGGAUCAGAUCCUGGAAGGCAGUUUUUUGCUGACAGAUGACAAUGAGGCCACCUCGCACACCAUGUCAACCGCGGAAGUCUUGCUGAAUAUGGAGUCUCCCAGUGAUAUCCUGGAUGAGAAGCAGAUCUUCAGUACCUCCGAAAUGCUUCCAGACUCAGACCCUGCACCAGCUGUCACUCUGCCCAACUACCUGUUUCCUGCCUCUGAGCCCCAUGCCCUAAACAGGGCGGGUGACACUAGUGACCAGGAGGGGCGUUCUCUGGAGGAGAAAGUCCUUAAAGAGGAAAGUGCCAAGAAGACUGGAAAAUCAAAGAAGAGAAUCCGGAAGAGCAAGGGCAACCGAAGUACCUCACCUGUCACUGACCCCAGCAUCCCCAUUAGGAAGAAAUCAAAGGAUGGCAAAGGCAGCACCAUCUAUCUGUGGGAGUUCCUCCUGGCACUUCUGCAAGACAGAAACACAUGUCCCAAGUACAUCAAGUGGACCCAGCGGGAGAAGGGCAUCUUCAAACUGGUGGACUCCAAAGCUGUUUCUAAGCUGUGGGGGAAGCAGAAAAACAAGCCUGACAUGAACUAUGAGACAAUGGGGCGGGCGCUAAGAUACUACUACCAAAGAGGCAUCCUGGCCAAAGUGGAAGGGCAGAGGCUGGUGUAGUUUAAGGAGAUGCCCAAGGACCUGGUGGUGAUUGAAGAUGAGGAGGAGAGCAGCGAAGCCACGGCAGCUCCGCCUCAGGCCUCCACGGCCUCUGCAGCCUCCACCAGUACCACUCGGCGAACCAGCUCCAGGGUUUCAUCCAGAUCUGCCCCCCAGGGCAAGGGCAGCUCUUCCUGGGAGAAGCCAAAGGUCCAGCAUGUCGGUCUCCAGCCAUCUGCAAGUCUGGAAUUGGGACCGUCGCUAGACGAGGAGAUCCCCACUACCUCCACCAUGCUUGUCUCUCCAGCAGAGAGCCAGGCCAAGCUCACCAAGCUUGUGUCUUCAGUGCCCGGCAACAUCCACUUAGGAGUGGCUCCUGUGGGGUCGGGCUCUGCCCUGACCCUGCAGACGAUCCCGCUGACCACGGUGCUGACCAAUGGGCCUUCUGCCAGUACUACUGCUCCCACUCAGCUGGUUCUCCAGAGUGUUCCACCGGCCUCUACCUUCAAGGACACCUUCACUUUGCAGGUCUUUCCCCUGAACACCAGUUUCCAAGACAGCCAAGUGGCAGCCCCGGGAGCUCCACUGAUUCUCAGUGGCCUCCCCCAUCUUCUGGCUGGGGCCAACCGUCCGACCAACCCAGCGCCACCCACGGUCACAGGGGCUGGACCAGCAGGGCCCAGCUCUCAGCCCCCUGGGACUGUCAUUGCUGCCUUCAUCAGGACUUCUGGCACCACAGCAGCCCCUGGGGUCAAGGAGGGACCACUGAGGUCCUCCUCCUAUGUUCAGGGCAUGGUGACGGGGGCCCCCAUGGAGGGGCUGCUGGUUCCUGAAGAGACCCUGAGGGAGCUCCUGAGAGAUCAGGCUCAUCUUCAGCCACUUCCAACCCAGGUUGUUUCCAGGGGUUCCCACAAUCCGAGUCUUCUAGGCAACCAGACUCUGCCUCCUCCCAGCCGCCCCACUGUUGGGCUGACCCCAGUGGCUGAACUUGAGCUCUCCUCAGGCUCAGGGUCCCUGUUGAUGGCUGAGCCUAGUGUGACCACCGCUGGGAGCCUUCUGACAAGAUCCCCCACCCCAGCCCCCUUCUCCCCAUUCAACCCUACUUCCCUCAUCAAGAUGGAGCCCCAUGACAUAUAAGCCAAGGGGUCGGGCAAGUGUGACCCACCAGGCAAAACUGAGCAGGAUUUUCAUAGGGACCGACUUCAAUAGCACACCUGCCCCUGCAUUUCAGUGGGAUGUCAAUACACUUGACCCCCAGUUCCCCGGCCCUACCUGGUGUCACUGUCAUCAACAGUGCCCAGCUUAAACAUCCCUGUCAACAGACUCUGGCCUUCAAGAGCACUCGGGGAUAUGCUUUGGCAGCAUAACAGGCUGACUUGAUGAUGGAGGAAAAUCCUGGAGCCAGGCUGAAGUUUGUGGCCGAGGUUUGUGCAGCAGCUCCGUGAGAAGAGCCCUUCUAGCUGGCUCUAGCUCACUUGCUGCAUUCCCUACACAGGAAAUUUACUACCCUAUAUGUGAAUAUCCUUGUAUGUACUUGUGUGUACUUGUGGGUCUGUAUCUUAGUUUCUUUGGGGAGGACAGGGCUGUAGCUGUGAGGUGUUGUCUCCAAGGGUGUAUGUAUGUCUCCAGGAUCAGCCACAGGGAUAGGUUUUUUGUUUUUAAGGGAAAACAUCUCUAAUUCCUUUGUACCUGCCAAGAUUUAGUUGCUCUGAGACUAUGGGGUACAAGCUUGACCCCCCAAUCUGUCAAUGGUGCAGAGCUGGAACGAGUGCAGAGUAGGAAUGCUUUGAUGCUCACGCACGUUGGGGAAUAUGCCCUCCUCAGGGACAAGAAGCCCGAGUAGGGUCAAACCACGAGGGAAGGGAAGAGGAGUUAGCUCUGGGAGCAGCCCUCACUGGCUGGACCGAGGUACUCUUCCUGGAGUUUGCUGUGUUCACGACCACAGUCAUCAUGUGGUCAGGCUGGAACCUUGGGCCAGCCCAGAGUGCUUUGCUGAAGUAUUAGACAGGGGUGAAGUGCCCUCCAGCCUCACAGCUAGCCACAAAGCCCCAGUCAGAGCUGAAUUCAUUGAAUGUUUGUGCCUGAGCUUGGGCUGUUUGUGUGAUACCAGCCUCCAGCCAGACAAUAGCCUUUGCUGACACUCCAGCCUACUUCCCCCAUCCUGGGCUCCCUCUUGAUUACUUUUUGACAUUUUUCAGCUGUCAGGUGUCACUGAGGCUAGUCCGGCUGCAACCUGGAUGGGGCCCACCCCCAUUCCUGCUCAAGCAUGGGUGCCUACCACAUGGUCUCUGCUGCUCAGCUUGCCUGCGACUCACCUCGAAGGUAGACCAGCCUGCUUCUGUGAUGGCUGCAGCAGACCUCCUCGGGUGGACCAAUGCCUCUUACCUCCCACUUUCACACCUAACCUUGACUCCUUCCCCAAGAAGAUGGGAGUCAGCAGCCAGGAGUCCCUGUGACACCUCUCUCUCUUUGUGGCUCCCUGCUUCCCCUUCCCUUUUUCCAAGGAAGGGCCAACCUAUUCUCUCUCAAAGCUACCCUCUGGGCUGAUGACCUGGAUCUCCUCCCCUCUCCCUUCUUUAAAUCAGCUUGCCUCCCUCCUGCCAAGUUUGGGGGCAAGGCUAAGAAAUGUCAGCCAUGGAAACAACUCUAUUAUCUGGUGACUUCGGGUAAUGUGAAUCAGUGCCUGAGGACCUGUGUCCUUGGUACAAAACCAUCCACUUGACCUAACUACCUCCCCUGGCCUCUCUCUCACUCUUCUCUUCUUCGCCAAGCCAACUCUCACCCUCUCCCUCUCCCUCUCCCCUGCCCCCUGGAGGGCACUGUGUUUGGUUGUGCAAAUGUAUUUACUACAAGUGUUUCCAGCAGUUGGCAUUAAAGUGCCUUUUUCUAAUAAAAUCAAUUUGACAGUUU